CAUAGAGAUUCAAGUUUUCAAGAUUCUUGGAGGGCAAGCAACACGGGUUCCCGGGGAGAGUAGACGGCUUGCUUCACUUUAUCCACGGAGCGUACAAUAUUCGUUCAGUCGUGUUGUGCUCACUGUUCCAGGUUGUACCGCAGAUCCGAGAUUUGUCGCAGGCAUUUCUCGUAGUUAAUUGGAGAGCAGCGCUGUGCACCUCCUUCAUAAUUCGUUGGUUCGAUUCAGUUUUUUCAUCCACUGCAUAGAUAGAAUCUAGAGCCGUGCCGAGAGGUUUCGAAUCUUUUCGCGGCAAACAAGUGAAUUUUAGUUCUGUGAAAGUGUCUCAAUAAAAUUCUAUCAAGAUGAGCACAUAUGCAUGGGUUACAUUGGCCACAAAUGAUUUAUACUCAUUGGGCGCUUUAGUUUUGGCUUACUCUUUGAAACGAGUAUCAACAGCGCAUCAGUUGGCUAUUCUUAUCACACCGACAGUAUCUGAAUCUAUGCGCAACAAGCUCAAAGAUGUUUUCAAUGUCGUACAAGAAGUGAACGUUCUAGACUCACAAGAUGCUGCAAAUUUGGCUCUCCUGGCCCGUCCCGAGUUGGGUAUCACAUUCACUAAAAUCCAUUGCUGGAGACUCAUACAGUUCGAGAAAUGUGUAUUUUUAGAUGCCGACACUCUAGUUUUGCAAAAUUGUGAUGAAUUAUUCGAGCGGGAAGAAUUGUCGGCCGCACCCGAUGUAGGCUGGCCAGAUUGUUUUAACUCUGGCGUAUUCGUGUAUAGACCAAGUUUAGAUACGUUUUCAAAAAUUACACAAUUUGCCUUAGAGAAGGGAAGCUUCGAUGGCGGAGAUCAGGGUUUAUUGAAUUCAUACUUUUCGGAUUGGGCAACGAGCGAUAUUUCAAGACAUUUGCCAUUUUUGUAUAAUACAUGCUCAACGGCUACAUAUUCAUAUUUGCCAGCAUUCAAACAAUUCGCUGAUCGCAUUAAAAUCCUCCAUUUCAUCGGUAGAAUGAAACCAUGGCUCUUAAAUUUCAACUCUCAAACUAGAAUUGUCUACACACCUCAAGAGAGUGGUUAUUUGCAUCCAUACUUGCAAUUCUGGUGGGAUCUUUUCUGUGAUAAUGUACAUGAAAAAUUAACUGAGGAUAUGCCGGACUUUAUUAACCAAGAAGAGCAGAGUUAUAAUACACUUCGAAUUGGUAAUAUACCAUCAAAUCAAAAUGAAAAUCGAUUUACCCCGUUCGAAAGGGAUGAAAUUCACACUGAAGUUAUGUUCAAUGUGAUAAUACGUGAUCCAUGGGAAGAUUACUAUGAAAAUUUGGAGAAACAAAUUGUGUCAGAUAUUGUAAAUACAGAACAAACUUAUAAUAAUAACUCUAACAACGAAAACAUCCGUGAUAAAACACCUGAUAAUGGAAAUUAUGUACAAAAUGUGGACAAUAUUCCGCAUUAUAUUGAAGAAAAUCGCAAUAUUAACACACCCUAUCAAUCAGAGUCCUCUGAUAAUAAUAAUAUUAGCAGUCCUAUAUCAUAUCCACAACAAACUGAAAGUGUGCCUUACUCUGAUUCAGGGUAUGUGGAUAAUAGAGGCACUAGUGAACAUUCAGAAGAAGGACAACCUGAAAUUGUGAAUAAUAGUGAUAUCAGUGCAAUGAGUGAGCCUAGACUUGAAACCCAAAAUCUAAGUGAUUUUGGUUCGACGCUUCAAAGUGAAGAUGUAAAUAUUGAAAAAGAUCAAAUUAACAACAAUAAUAACAACAAUGCUAACAUUGAAACGAAUAACAACUCAGAUAAACUAGCCGAGGGUGGAAUAGAGGGAGGAUUAGCCGGUGCUCUCUCGAAACUACGCCUGGGCGAGCCACGGUCACCUGAACAAGAAGCGUAUGAACAACAUAUCAGACGCCAAUGUUGGGAAUCCGGCAAUAUUGACUAUACCGGACGUGAUUCCUUUGACAAUAUCUGGGCUAGAAUUUCGGAAACAUUGAGCUCUGCACCACCAAAGCCCGCAGAAACGCCAAAGGAACCUGGUAGUAUGUAAUCAAUCUGUUUUGUCUUUAACUUGAAAAAAAAAAAAUGAAACAAUAUUCAGAAAACGAACAGUUCAUCGCACCUUGUUUUUUUAUUUGUAAUAUGAUAAUUUUUUAUAUUUAAUUUAAAUUCGUAUUAGAACAGAUUGGUCAAGUGUUCAGAAUUCAAUCAUUCGAGUAUUGAUUAAUAUUAUCAUUUGUUCUUGUACUAUUAUUUCUACGUGAAAUAAUACUAAGAGAAAUUAAAUGAAUUAAUUCGAUUCAUUAUUCGGUUCAUCGCA
Molecule: messenger RNA, 2291 nt
Organism: Hermetia illucens (black soldier fly)
Lineage: Eukaryota; Metazoa; Arthropoda; Insecta; Diptera; Stratiomyidae
Gene: Gyg
Product: glycogenin-1
Exons: 7
Coding region: 345-2021 (558 amino acids)
Cellular component (GO): cytoplasm
Molecular function (GO): glycosyltransferase activity
Source: RefSeq, a predicted model, not a curated record